Messenger RNA from Asparagus officinalis (garden asparagus), 1205 nucleotides. Its product is annotated as serine/threonine-protein phosphatase 7 long form homolog. The record is from RefSeq and is a predicted model, not a curated record. The transcript has 4 exons. The coding region runs from base 72 to 1070 and encodes 332 amino acids. NCBI's taxonomy places the organism in Eukaryota, Viridiplantae, Streptophyta, Magnoliopsida, Asparagales, Asparagaceae.
CACUCGUACAAAAUAAAGAAUUGAAGGGCUGCCUCACUUUGCUGCAGAUAUGGUCAUGGGAGCGAUUGCAUAUGGGAACACCUGAUUUGAGGGAGGCCCGCGCUCUCGAUGGGCAUAUUCCGUUAGGCUGCAGAUGGAAUGUGUCCAGAUCUUGGCAAACCUCUCCAAAGGGGCAUGAAAACUUUUACAGAAAUGAGCUUGAUCAGAUGGAGGAUGAACAGGUCAAAUGGAUGCCCUACGAGCUAGUGUUGGAGUCACUACCGGAUAUUUGCCGAGAAGGUGAGGAUGUAUGGCGUGCUCGCGUCCCCCUUAUAUGCUUUGAGAUUGUCGAAAUGCACUUGCCUGACCGUGUGCUUCGACAAUUUGGACUACGGCAACAUAUUCCAGCGCCUGUGGAGAGAAUAGAGAGAGAUCCAAGAAAAGGUGCACAUCGUGCUAAUUGGCAAAUAAUUCGCCAAAAUUACAUCCAUAGGUGGGUUUUAAGGGAGGAACAGGUAGUGAUGGAGAGGGCUGAUGCACCUGACCUAGGUGUGUACCUACGGUGGUAUUGGGGGAUUACUCGCCGGUGGAUAUUUCAGGAAAACAAAGCCCCGAAGGAGUACAUACCAAGAGGCCCAGUCGAGAGAGAGUUGGUACAAGAGCUCGAAGAGCUUUCCGGAAUGGCACAUGACGCAUUGCGCACGACUACCGAGCAGGAGCCGAGGAACAUGUUCCUUCGAAUGAUAAAAAAGAUACGGUCGGCUCUUCAGAGGACGCGUCACGCACGCCGUGAUGGACGGGAGGAGCGACCAAUUGAGUUCGGGCGGCGACGUCGACGAGGACACACGGGGGCGGGAUCAAGCUAUGCGCAUGAUGAAGCUGGCGGCUCACAGCAGACUCAGGCCGAAUGUUCACAGGAGGUUCGAGACGACGCGGAUAACAUGCACUCCCAACUUCACACACAACCGGACGAGGAACUUAUCCGAGCUCACGUCGAAGGUGAUCGAGGAAGGGGGAGAGGAAGAAGAGGGAGAGGGAGAGGGAGAGGGAGAGGAAGAGGGAGGGGAAAGGGCAUUGUUGAAAUUUGUUAAGUUUCGAUGCACUUGAUAGGAUGUUUGCGUUUGAGUUGCAAUUUGGACUUGAUAUGUUGUUUGUGUUGCGAUGGAUUUGAUAUAAUGUUAAGUUUGCGAAUAUGAAUUGUACGUAUUAUAUUUGUGUUUGUGAUU